AUGGCAGAAAGCACUAGUCAAGAAGGUCUCUUUCGACAGUGUUUGAGAGAAUUAAUAAAUGAAGACAUCCAGAUCUGGAAUUCUUUAUGUCGACCAGAAGUAAACAUCAGAACAUAUGAUAAUGUCACACCAAUCAGUGAAUCAAGGAGGACAUUAUGGAAUCAAGAAUACUUCACUAUGACAUUUCCCAAACCACCCCAGCCAGGUAGAAAAAAGAUAUCAAGACCUUCAGAAUUACAAAUCACAGUUCCCAGACAUGACAAAAGAAAAUUAGAGGAAGUUCAGAAGCCAGCUCAUAUAUGGAUAAGGCAUUCUUUAAGAAAAAUUUUCCAAAGGCCAUCUAUUUACUUAACUGCAAGGAGACGGGUUCCAUUCAGACAUCCUUAUACUCCUCAAACCCAUUCUGAAAAGGCGGAAUAUAGAAAGUCCAAAGAUAUCAAAAAAGGAACAACUUUGAAGAAAGAUUCCAUGGAAAAUACAGGCCCACAUGAAACAACUUUAGAAUCCAAAAAAACAGUAAAUGAUGAGAAAUCUAAAAGAGGAAAUAAAGUAGGUAAAACUCCAUCAAAAUCAUCGCAUGAAAGUGAACUAUAUAAGAAAUCAAAGUCCAAGUCAGAAAUAAACCCAUACUCCAUAGAUUCUAAAAUGGUCUCAAUGAUAGAUCCAAAAAAAGAUAAGAGAGAUUCAAAGAAUUCCAAGGAGACAGAUAUUGAAUCCAUAUGUACAAAGAAGGAUUCUAAGAGCUCAAAGAACAAUUCUGAUGCCAAAUCAGAGACUUGCUCUAAAGAUAGUUCAAAUAUAGAUUUAAUGAUGUAUUUAGAGGAGUCUGGCGCUGAAUCCAUGGAACUUGAUAUGUGGUUAAAGAAUUGCUCACAGAAUAAUUCGAAGAAGCCUUCAAAAGACUCAAAGAAGGAUGCAAAGAAGAGCUCUGAUGCUGAAUCUGUAGAUUCAAAAGAUGCAAAGAAAGAUAAGAAAACGACAAAGAAAGACACCAAGAAGAAGGAUGCAAAGAAGGACACAGAGUCUACUGAUGCAGAAUCUGUAGACUCAAAGGAUGCAAAAAAAGAUCCAAAGAAUGCUAAGAAAGAUUCAAAGAAAAAGGAUGCAAAGAAGGAUGCAGUGUCUACUGAUGCCGAAUCUGAGUCUGAAUUGGAGUCAAAGAAAGGUAAGAAAGAUGAAAAGAAGGAUAAGAAAGGUUCAAAGAAAGAUGACAAGAAAAAGGAUGCAAAGAAAGAUGCAGUGUCUACUGAUGCUGAAUCUGAGUCUGAAUUGGAGUCAAAGAAGGAUAAGAAAGAUGAAAAGAAGGAUAAGAAAGGUUCAAAGAAGGAUGACAAGAAAAAGGAGGCAAAGAAGGACACAGCAUCUACUGAUGCUGAUUCUGAAUCUGAAGGGAAUGCAAAAAAGGGUAAAAAAGAUGAAAAGAAGGGUAAGAAAGAUGACAAAAAGCAGUCUGCAAUGAAGUCUGAAGAGUCUACUGAAACUGAAUCUGAUUGGGAGUCAAAGAAGGAUAAGAGUGAUUCAAAGGCUAAGAAAGAUUCAAAGAAAGAUGCCAAAAAGCAAGAUGCAAAGAAGGACAUAGAGUCUACCGAUGCUGAAUUUGAUGCGUCUUCCAAGAAAGACCCAAAGAAGUCCGAAAAGUUAAAAAGUUCAGAUGCAGAAUCUGAAGAGUCACUUUAUAAACCUGGGGCUAAAAAGAGAGGAGCUGAUGAAUCAGAUGCCACAUCUACAGAUUCAAAGAAGGAAGCACUGGAACUAAAGAGAGAAUUCAAAAUAUCAUCCAAAAAGACUACAUUCAAAGAAAAAGGAAAAAAAAUUGCAAGUGGAAUUCCUCCAUCAAGAGAAAGACCACCACUACCACCUUGUGAGCCUUUACUACCAUCACCGAAGGUCAAACGUCUCUGUCAGUGCAAGAUGCCUCCUCCACCUCCAAAACCAAGAUAUGCUCCUUUGAGGAUCUCCCUUUCCACCUCCAUUUCUCCAAAAUCUGGUUGUAAGGUGAAGCAUAAGUAG
Messenger RNA from Diceros bicornis minor, 2010 nucleotides. It is a transcript of the gene CYLC1, whose product is annotated as cylicin 1. Bases 1 to 2010 code for a protein of 669 amino acids. The transcript has 6 exons. Lineage: Eukaryota; Metazoa; Chordata; Mammalia; Perissodactyla; Rhinocerotidae. Gene Ontology annotation, molecular function: structural constituent of cytoskeleton. The record is from RefSeq and is a predicted model, not a curated record. Gene Ontology annotation, cellular component: acrosomal matrix; nucleus.